AUGCUCUGUACAUCACAUGAUUAAUUUAUACAUCAACUUGUCAAUAUGGACGACAGCUCAGACGUCAAAACAGAAUUAUUUCCUUUUGAUCAAAUCCCAUACGUAUAAACAAAAUGUAGCUUCUUUUAGCAAACUCAAUUAUAUAUUUCGUAGCUGAUUGAAAAUUUUAAAGAUGGCUGAGAUAGCCGAAACGGUGUAUGGAACAAACGAGGAGGGCCAUGUCAUGUCAGAAAAGGUUUCAGCGCUUGCCACGAAUGUUUACAAAGAAUUUGAAAGGAUGAUUAAAAAGUACGACGAAGAUGUAGUCAAAGAGUUAAUGCCAUUAACAGUCGGUCUUCUAGAAGGUUUGGAUCAGGCUCUGCAAGAUAAACAAGAAUCAGAUGUAGAAUUGGAACUUUUGAGAGAUGAUAAUGAGCAGUUGUUGACACAGUAUGAAAGGGAAAAACAGCUGCGAAAAGUGGCAGACCAGAAAUAUUUGGAAAUGGAAGAUUCUGUUGAAGGAGAAAAGAAAGAGCUUCAAGAAAAAAUAGAAAGUUUAGAAUCAAUUGUCAGAAUGUUGGAGCUUAAAGCUAAAAAUUCUUCUGAUCAUGUUUCAAGACUAGAAGAAAAAGAAGCUGAUCUUAAAAAAGAUUACCAGAAACUCCAUGAACGAUACACAGAGUUAUUUAGAACACAUAUGGAUUAUAUGGAAAGAACCAAGAUCUUGUUAGGUACAGAUCGUCCAGAACUGUCAAAUAGCCCAAGAAAUAAGGGAUUCAACUUGCCAAACUUGCGACCAGUAAGUAUGUUUCUGCCUGGUCAGUCAGCCACGACCGUGCGAUCUCUCAGUAGUCCUACUCAAAGUAUAGACAUCAAUUCACCAAGGAGUACAGCAGACUCAACUGUUAGUCUGAAAAGUGAACUGGCAGAUUUGGAAUCUCCAGAAAUAUCCAAAGAGAAGAAAGGAAAAUUAAAUCGUAUAUCUACAUGUGAUAAAGAACAGGUGACAGAUCAUGUGGAGGUCAAGGAGACAUCUACGGGAAUGAGUUUGGAUCAUGCUUUGGCUCAUAUAGUUCAAACCACUCCAGAGUUACAAGAGUUAGAGGAAUCAUCUAGUAGUCAUAAAAGUAAUAAUAGUCUGAAAAAUAUGCAUAGGAACAAUGAUUCUAUAUUUGAUGAAUUAACGUGCCAGGAUGCAGACAUAAUUGGUGAUGUUGAUUUCGGAGCAGAUAUUACAGGUCGGGAAGUUAAUCCUGGUGAUUAUGCCUCGUCAGAUAGUGAAAAUGAAGAUGAUCAGAAUGAACGACGAUCUACUGUCAGUGAUAAUUUCUUUGGUAUGGGAAAAGAAUUGGAGAAUAUUAUUUUAGAAAAUACAGAAUUACUAGAAACCAAGAAUGCUUUAAAUAUAGUGAAGGAUGAUUUAAUUGCCAAAGUAGAUGAGUUAACAGGUGAAUUGGAAAUAUGUCGAGAGGAAUUAUCAUCAUUACACACAGUAAAAACUAAAUUACAAGACAGGAUGAAAUUACAGGAGGAUGAAAUAAAAAAAAUGAAGGAAGAAUUAGAGAAGAAAACAAACUCAGCCAAAGAAGGAGAAGAAGAAGAUGAUGUGCCAAUGGCUCAAAGAAAGAGGUUUACUAGGGUUGAAAUGGCCAGAGUAUUGAUGGAGAGAAACCAAUACAAGGAAAGAUUAAUGGAAUUACAAGAGGCUGUUCGGUGGACAGAGAUGAUCAGAGCAUCUAGAGAACACCCAGAAAUAGCAACAACACAAAAACAGAAAAAGUCAUCCAUUUGGAACUUAUCAGAAUUUUCUAAGAAACUGAAUAGCUUCAGUAACCUGUUCAGUUCCUCCAACAAACCAAACAAGAAGCCGUAUCCAAUGGCAACUGUCAAGUAUAACGCUCCUACUACACAAGUUCAACCUGUAGGGGACCCCAAUAAGAGGACUAGGAAGAGCUACAAUCUUGGGGACAAAGCUAAAGCUUACGACUUCAUGCAGGAUGAAUUAAAACAGAAUCCAGCUGAUGAUGGAUCCAGUAAAAUAGAGUCACUGUUAGAAGAUCCUGUCUUAGCACAUCAACAUACAGUAAUGUCAGAAAAAGCCAAAAAAGAGAGAGAAAAGGAAAGAAUGGAGCAAUACAAACAAGUGAGAGCCCAUGUGAAGAAAGAUGAUGGUCGACUUCAAGCUUAUGGUUGGAGUUUACCUGCCAAACUAACCAGUGUCUCACGAGAUACUCCGUCUAAAAGUCAUGUACCAGUGCCUGUCCCCGUCUACUGUAGACCCCUAGUAGAGAGAGAUGAGGGGCUAAAGAUAUGGUGUGCAGCAGGAGUUAACUUGACUGGUGGAAGGACCAGAGAUGGAGGGUCUAUUGUAGGGGCCAGUGUGUUUUACUCAGACCCUGGAGACUUUGAUCAGGAAACUAAGAAGGAGAUCACCAAAGAUGAUGUGGAAAAAUUGAACCAUGAACUUAAGGAACAUGAGAAGAAUUUGAAGGACUCUGGUAAGGAACAGUUAUCCUCGUAUGUAUGGAUCUGUACCAGUACAUCAACAGAGAGUCGUGUGGUCGUUAUUGAUGCUAAUAGUCCUGGUGAAAUAUUAGAGACAUUCAGAGUAUCAACCGCUUCUAUACUAUGUAUAGCAAGUAUAGCAGGUGCUCUAGAAUCCGACUACCCAGUAGAUGAAGAAAUAUUGAAGGCAGAAUCUUAUCCUCAGUAUAAUCCUCCUCCUAUGGAUAAGGACAACCAGGCCACAGACAGUGGUAUAGGAGACAUCAGCUUUGUACAGUGUGUUAAUACAGGAGGGAAACCAAGCAGUAAACCAACAUCUCCUAUGUCAUCUCCAUUUGGUUCACCUCAAUCUAAAGAAAUUAGUCCAGAACAUCGACCACAGUCUAGAGAAUCUCUAAGAGAUGAGAAGAAUGACUCUGAUCAAAAGGAGAAGAAUGAAACAGAUAGAGAUAGUCUCCUCUCUGAACAAAGUAUAGAAGGUCAGAAUGGCCCAGCAGUAUUUAAAGCUAAAGGUUCUCCUGUGUCAUCAGGUCGUACAACGCCUAUAUCUACAGCCUCUGACAGAUCAUCAGACAGAAAAACUGUGGACGACAGUGACUUGCAGUUUGAGGAGGCUGAUAAAAUGAGUAGUAUUCUACCGACCAUGUGGUUAGCCUCACAGAGUGGCAGUUUAUAUGUUCACUCUGCAGUAUCACAAUGGAGGAGAUGUUUACACUCUGUUAAGUUAGAGGAUGCCGUGUUAAAUAUUGUACAUGUAAAGGGAAGAGUAUUAGUGGCGUUGGCCAAUGGGAAAGUUGCAAUAUUCCAUAGAGCUAUAGAUGGACAAUGGGACCUACAGAACUAUCAUUUGUUAGAUCUUGGUAAACCCCAUCAUUCUAUCCGGUGUAUGUCUGUGAUAGCUAACAACCAUGUGUGGUGUGGAUACAGGAACAAAAUACAUGUAGUUGACCCAGAAUCCAUGUCUAUUAUGAAAACUUUUGAUGCACAUCCAAGAAAAGAAAGUCAAGUGAGACAGUUAGCUUGGUUGGGUGAUGGUGUAUGGGUAUCUAUAAGACUAGACAGUACCUUACGUUUAUACCAUGCCUACACACAUCAACAUCUCCAGGACGUGGACAUAGAACCUUAUGUUAGCAAGAUGUUAGGAACAGGAAAGCUUGGUUUUUCGUUUGUAAGGAUAACAUCAAUGUUGAUCUCAUGUCAGAGACUCUGGAUAGGAACUGGUAAUGGUGUGGUUAUAUCUGUGCCUUUGUCUGAAAGUAACAAACAGACAGUGUCAUCAGCAUCCAGCGGUGGACGACCAGGAGGAAUUAUUCGUGUUUAUAGUGAUAAUAAAACAGACAGUGUUACUCCAGGGAGUUUUAUACCAUAUUGUACAAUGGCCCAGGCUCAGUUGUCAUUCCAUGGACAUCGAGAUGCUGUUAAAUUCUUUGUCUCAGUACCAGGUGCCAAAAGAAAAGGACUAAGUGGAACAGCUGAGGACACCACAACAGAUAGCACUGCCAACAAAAUAUAUCAAGAAGCUACCCCAGCGCCACCUAGCAAUAGUAAACUGGUGUUAUCUGGAGGGGAAGGAUAUGUGGACUUUAGGAUAGGACUUUACCAAGGUGAUGGAGAAGAUGAUGAAAUCCUUCCAGAAGACGAGAAGAAGUUAUCCUUAAGUAAAGGAGAAAGAAGUCAUUUGAUAGUUUGGGAAGUGACUAGCUCAUCGUAAUGUUAAAUGCAUCAGUGGAUAUAUAUGGCAUGGCUUAAUUGUAACAAAGCUACCAAGACGUUAUGUACUUUUAAAAAAACAAUUGAAUAGUGAAGACAAUCUAUGUACCAUGGAGUGGACUGGGACACACGGUUCUGAGCCAGUUUUCCAUUAAAUGCUUGAUAUUUUGUUGCAGGGAUGUGAGAACAGCAUGUUGGCCUUGUUGUGAAAAUACUGUCCCCUGUUAACCCCUAUGUUCAUCAUAAGUCAUAUAGGAUAUUCAUAUAGCCCCCAGUAUUGACACCUGGGACCCUUCUUAUUUGUUAUCCCAUGCAUUCAUUAGUCUUGACCUGUCAGAAAAAAAUCAUUAGUUUCAUUAAGCUGAGUUUUAUUAUCGAUCCUUUUAAUUUGAGUUUGUUUCAGAGUUUAGAAAAAGUUUUAAUAGAUAAAGGAAAUUGAAGAACUUCACUUCCUUUUCACAACCCAAAAUAAAUUCUGAUGAAAUAUUAAAAAUUUCUCUCCCUAAACUUUUCUUAUCCCCACCCCUCCGACAACCCACGCCCUUGAUUAAAAGUUAUGUUCUUCUGCCUGCAGUGAAAAUGAGGUUUACAAAAUGUUUACAUCAUAUUUUAGUCCAACAUUAAUUAGCAGAUUUUUUACACCACAAAUUCUUGUAUUAGCAGUAAUGUCACUGUGAAGUAUAAUGGAGAGGAACUGGGUCAGUUUUUUAUGUAAACAGACUUUAAUAUCCUUGAUGGAAGAAGAUGUGUAUUUAUUAUUCUCUUGAUACAACUUGUAUUUAUCAAACCUAGUUAAUAUAACAUAUAAUCUAAAUUUAACCACAGGCAACACUUUAUAUUUAGCUAUUUUAUGAUGGAUAUUGUUAGAUACAAUAUAAAUCGUAACAAUUACAUCAAAUAUCCGAGGGACAAACAUUGCUUUCUUAUGUAUUACAAGUUUUACGAGAGGAAACAAUCUAAUUUAAGAUCUUGUUUCUUGUAAUGAGAUAACAUGAUAUUUGUAAAGGUAUUAGCUUUCUGAGGUAAAUUAAUUAUAGGCAUCGCUUUUCAAUCAAAUUCUUUCUAUAAAUAGAUUUAAGUGGAUAUUCCUUAGAAAACCAGAUUUCCAUUAUUACAGAAAAACUCGUUAUUAUUUCUGCUUUAAUAUACUAAAUAUUUCAUGUCGUUGAAAAUAAUUUGAAAUGAAUAAUAAUCUAUGAAUAUAUCAAUAUCAGUGAUAUAACUUUCCAUAGCCACUCCAAAAUUACUGAAAUUUGUCUUGUUUUUUAUCGAUACUGGGAUAAAUUAAGCUAUAAUCAGAUUUUAAUUUCCUGAACAGUGUGAUCAGGUUUUAUAAAACUUAGACAUUUUUAUGGUUAUUGAAGUAUCAAAAGAUAUUUUAAUGUUAAGCUAUUUUAAUUGAAUUUCAGCAAGCAAGUACUUGAUGUUUCAUUGCUCAAAUAUUAUGGAUCUUAUAACAAAAAUUAUUUGACAAGAGUUUUAAAACAAGAUACUAUUAAAGCAGAUACAAAUGGAAAUUCCAGCAGUAUAUUGUUAUCAAAGGCCAACUUGAAACUUUUAAUGAUUACUGCUACUGUAGACAGAAUAGGGAUGUGUUAGUGUAAAAUUAGAUAUAUAUAUACCCCACCCCCAGCCCCUUUUUAAUUGAAAAUUCAAUUCAUGACUCUUUUUUUAUUAACUCCUAUAUAUCUAAUCAAUAGUUAAGAUAUAUACAAAUGCACAUUGUUGAAGGCUCUUUGGUUACCUUUAGUAUCAUAAUUUGGUAUGUAGUGGAUAUUUAUUGGCAUUUAUAUCACAGCUCAAUAUUGUGGAUCAAGGAUCUGUUUUUUUAGGUGGAUGGAGAAACAAUUGUAUGUUAACAUUUACACUUUUAUUGACAUAGUUUCAUUAUAAAAGAAAUUUGGAAUUUGAAGGUAAACAAUUGAUGCUAUACUCUGAAGCAUCAGGUUUUCAGUCCUUAAUUUAUAAAGGUUGAAUUAAAUUGUAGUCCAAGCUCUGUUAAUGGUCACAAUUGCUAACAACUGCCAUUAUAGCAAUUUAUAAUAUAUACAAAUUUACAUUUUAUUUGUUUCCUGUACUGUUAGUUUUAUAAUAUGAACAAUUUUUUUUAUCUUUGUUUAAAAUCUGGAAUAAGACUCAAAUUAAAUAAAAUUUGUUUUUUACAUAUAGUAGUAAAUUGUUAAUAAAGUCAUCACUAAUCUAAGUUAUAUUUGUUUCAUGUGGAAGUGUUAUUACAUUGGAACUGUUACCACUGCCGAAGAUUUUUGUUCUAUGUGGAAGUGUGUUUGUAUCAGAAGUGUUACCACUGCCCCAGCUUUUCACAUAUAUAAUUUUAUUCUGUUAUAUUUGUUUAAUUUGUUAUGUUAAUGUAGGUUAUAAAUAUUUUUUAUUCCAUUUUAUUACCACAUUGUUUCAAUGUAUACAAAGAUUUCCAUAAUUCCCAACCAUUUUUUACAAGAUGUGUUUUUUCAUAAUAAUUUAAAUUUUGGAACUCUUUAAGUAAUUUUGUGUUCAAUUAAUUGUAUGAAGUUCAAGAUUGCAAGUUGUGAGUUUGAAACUUAGUACAUUUGUAUUAUAUUUGUGUGUAAUUCUAAGCCGACCUUGGAAGGGCUGUAUAGCCAUUCUAGGUCGUUAAAAACUUUCCUUUGUUGUUGUGUAAUGCUCCUUUAUUUGACUGACUGUCAUGUAGGUGAAAUGUUUUGGGCUGUGCAAUAAGUGUCUGUAAAAAGUCAGGACAAUGACAGUCAGUCAUCUUUGGUUCUUACAUACUUUUUGUUUGGAAUAGCUAUGUAUUCCCAUUGGUCAGUCAAUCCUGUUUAUAUAUAUAUAAAAAGGUUGUGAUUAAUUAACAAUCAAAAAAAGCUUUUUCACAGUGACAGGUUUGUGUUUUCUAAAAGAGUGCUUCUGUGGAAUAUUUUACAAAUGGUUUAGAAUUAUGGACAGCUCCUAAUUACAAGUAGCAUGAAAACAUCUUUGAAAGAAAUACAGCAAACUUUUGGCCACAAGACUUAUUUAUAAGUGGUGAAUGUCAGAUAAAUUGUCUUUUGUUGACAUAAGGUUAAUUCUUAUCAUUGGAACAAUUUAUGGACAUUUUAUUGUUCCAUUCUACCCUCUUUAAUCGGAUAUUAUACUUUCAAUGAUGUUUUUAUAUUCCUUGUAUUUUUCUGUAUUUCUGCUUGUUAUUUUAAUUUAUUUGGUUAUUAUUGUUCAUUGGAAUGUUUUGUUGUUGUUUUAUCACAAAGUUUAUUUAUUGACAUUAUUUACCUAAUGUUGAGAAGAGAUUAUGUUUCUUGGCAAGAAUUUUCGUUGAAAUAUAAUACAGAGAGAAAUGUUUAAGAUGAAAAUGAUUUUCAGAGAAACAUUUAAAUUUAAUUUUGUUAUUAGUCAAGCAUCUAUUUCUAUAAUUUACAUUAUUUAGGUGCCAGUAAAAUUCUUGUUUUUGAAAGAAUUUUAUUUACUAAUGUUCAUAUUCCCUAAUGUAUCCAAACUACACAUGGCCUUGUUAGAAAUAAGUAAGGCUCCAUGCAGCUGUGUUAACAUGUCUACGUUCUAUGAAUAUCAAUGUUUUGAAAAUAAACAUGCAUUUAAAUCAUAAAUUGAUUGGCUGGAUUUUUAAAAUUUCUAUUUUUCUUGCUUCUUGAUUUUGGAUAUUUUAUUAUGUUCUGUUACAAAAGUCUGCAUGCUAGCCUAUGUAAAUUUGUACUUUGAUGAACAUUAGAGUUUGUGAAAUCCACUUGCAUUGGUAUCUGACAAAUAAUAAUGAAUCCACAGUAUUUGAAUAUUUGCUUUUUUAUUAAAACUGAUAUUGCUGAAUUAUUAGGGCUCACAUCAGCUGGUUUAACCUUAGAUUUCAUUAUGUUCAUCCUGAGAUAUUAUGUCAACAAGAGAUGCUUUUUUAUUAAGUUAUCCAGUUGCAUGGAAAUAAGUUAACAAAUGGAUGAGUUAUAAUGUAAACUUUUUUAAUGUGCUUCUGGUGUAUACAAUUUUAAUCCUGAUUUCUAGGUUGAAUUUAUUUACCAUUAUAUAGUUAUCUAAAAUAUGCAAAUAUGUUAUUUCUAUAUUUGUGAGGUGACCUGUGUCAUUAUUCUGUGGUUAUGUUGUCUCUACAUGUUUGUCUAUCAAUGUACAGCAAUUGUUAAUGGUGCCCACUUUGAACAAAUAUAAUAGAACAACUAGUUAGCUUUCUUCAUCAGAAUCAUCAUAACAUUGUAUCUUCACAUCAAUGAUCUGUUAAUGAGACAUAGGCAUGGAUAUUAUUAAUUAAUGCUAAAUUAUAUUGCUGUAGACCUAAAAUUAUUUGUUAAUCUAUAAAUAUAAGAUGUAAUAUAUUAUAUAAAUCACAUUAAAGAUGUUAAUUGCAAAGUGAA
Messenger RNA from Mytilus trossulus (common blue mussel), 8561 nucleotides. RefSeq names its product C-Jun-amino-terminal kinase-interacting protein 4-like. Gene Ontology annotation, cellular component: cytoplasm. Bases 173 to 4195 code for a protein of 1340 amino acids. The record is from RefSeq and is a predicted model, not a curated record. NCBI's taxonomy places the organism in Eukaryota, Metazoa, Mollusca, Bivalvia, Mytilida, Mytilidae. Gene Ontology annotation, biological process: vesicle-mediated transport. Gene Ontology annotation, molecular function: signaling receptor complex adaptor activity; MAP kinase scaffold activity; JUN kinase binding. The transcript is spliced from 33 exons.